AUGUCUGCAUUGCCAUCGAUGUCUGCAUUGCCAUCGUGUGAAUGGCGUGAAUCCAUAUUAAGACAACUGAUCGCUCGGAAAGCGACGGAACAGAAGCCGUUUGAAUCAGUGAUUGAUUUCUGUAACCAUUUGUUUGAGAGAUUAGAUUCAAUCAGAAAUGAAAACCUUUUGCUUCGCAAUGAGAGAGAGAAACACGUGUUAGAGACCAAAGAACUCAAGACUUUGUGCACCAAUUCAGACACCAAUGCAAACAACAACUCAAACGGAAAAGUAUUGGAGAAGAAGUUGUUUGAAUUGCAGACAGAGUUGACUGAAUUGCACAGAACUAAGGGACACAACUCGCAGACCAUCAUUGACCUCAAGAACACCAUUGACGCCAAAGACAAAGAACUCCAACAACUGGUCCUCAAGUUGGAGGAGACUCAGCAACUGCUCGGCGACUCGAGAGGUGUUUGCAGUGCUUUAGAGCAGAGGAUACAAGAGAUGGAGACGACUGACCAACUGGUGCGCGACGAGCACCAGGCGCUCCAAAUGGCCUUCUCUUGUCUCGAGAAGAAGUACUCGACGUUAGAUCGCGAACACAUCGAACUCGUCAACCGAUGGAUGUCUUUGAAGGCAAAAGACGCCCAGAAGUUGAACGAUGAGAACGAGAAGGCGUUGAGAGUGCAGAACGAGAAGCUCAGGCUUCAGUUGGAAGAGGCGGCCAAUGAGGCCACUGCUGUGACACUCAAUCCCUCCAACCCUCUCGACAUACCCCCAGACAGUCAUUCCAAUUGCGAUCCCCUGUAUGUCUGCACUCGUAUCCCGACUCGAGUUAUGCUUCAGUUUGAGGCACACGAGGGUGAGGUGAAUGCCAUCAAAUGGAGUCCCAAUGGGGAAGUGGUGGCCACCGGUGGUGCCGACCGUAAGAUUAAGAUGUGGGCUAUCAGUGAGAACUCGAGCGUUGCUAUACUGAAGGGCACACUAACGGGUAGUAACGCUGCGGUCACAUCGAUAGACUUGGAUCAGGACCUACUGCUGGCCUCGUCUAAUGACUUCGCGAGUCGUGUCUGGACUCUGAGUGAUAUGAAGCUUCGGCGCACUCUGACGGGUCACUCAAACAAAGUACUGGCCGUCAAGUUCUUGGGCUCUAAUAAGGUGGUGUCGGGCAGUCAUGACCGCACACUCAAGAUAUGGGACCUCAACCGUCACGCCUGUAUUCGAACCCUAUUUGCCGGCUCUUCGUGUAAUGAUUUAGUGACCAUCGAGUCCAAGGAGGCGGUCGUCGCUUCCGCUCACUUCGACAAACGAAUCCGCUUUUGGGACACGAGGUGUGACUCGAGUGCCAAUGAGAUCCUAUUGCAGGGAAAGGUGACCGCACUAGACGUCUCUCCCGAUGGCUGUUAUUUGUUAAGUUGUGUUCGCGACGAUUCCCUCAAAUGCUUAGAUCUCAGACAGAAUCAGGUGAUCAGGACUUUCUGUGCCGACGGCUUCAAAGUGGGCUGUGAUUGGAGUCGUUGUAAGUUUAGUCCCGACAGUCAGUAUAUUGUGGCCGGAAGUCAGGACUCGUCUGUUUUCAUAUGGAAUGCUUCGAACGGAAAGCUCGAGCAGAACCUCAAAGACCAACACAGCUCUACAGUAAUCGCUUGUUGUUGGAGUCCUAACGGGUCUCUCCUCAUGAGUACCGAUAGGAAUAAGAAGGCCAUUGUCUGGUCUGAGUUCUAG
Messenger RNA from Oppiella nova, 1704 nucleotides. The record is from the annotation of a GenBank genome assembly. Lineage: Eukaryota; Metazoa; Arthropoda; Arachnida; Sarcoptiformes; Oppiidae.